GGACAUCUGGCUCUCCGAUGAUAGACCGGUACAAGGUCGACUUAAUCAAGGCACGCGGAAAGGAAAGAAGAAGCAAGAGGAAAAUCCAUGGUCUUAUCCUCUUCUUGAGGAGGGUGCGUUGACUACACUGGGUCUGAGGGGGGAAUAUGGAAGAUUUGAAUGGGACUUCCCCUGUAGGAAUACUGGACGGAGGCUGUGUCAGAAAGGGAAGAGUAGUGAGAUAUAUCCUCCCACAUGUCCCGUACCGGUCCAAAUGCCACUCUCGUCGAUACGGCAACGUGCAGAGCAAGGGGCUCACUUUAUCAGGACAUACUUUCCUGAUGUUGAUAUCCCGGGAGAGCUCAUACGAGAAGAGAUAGCCAUGGACGCUCGAGCUUCGCAACAGCUUCAGGAAUUCGACCCGUACGCGGGAGAAACGCUGGAAAUAGUAGAGUGCUAUGACAGUUCACGCAAACGCGGGUCAUGUCUAGCCUUUCCCAUGGGCGAAUCCAAACGAGAUUUGAAUAUCUUGCCCUUUCCCUACCAACAGAAGGAUAGGGCAAUGGCCAACCCUUCGCCUCAACCUGUUAAGUCGUUCGAAACACCCAUUGUGCAAUUAGCUGGCUCAUCACUUGGUUCUGCAACUGCGCUGGGUUCAAUGCUUGCUGUUCGGACGUUCGCUUCCACGACGCUUCUAGAAGUCAAGGGGAAGGUCACCAACGGGCCCAUUCAAGUUGUCUACGGAGUGUCAGCUGUGGCGCAAGGGGUCGUCAGCCACCCUGAGAUUGGGGAUCGGCGGGUCGUGGAUGUCAAACUACGUCCAACGAGCAACCCUGAACUGCUCUUCGCGGAUGAUCAAGGGUCCAUACGCACCUGCCGCAUGGGAGGCGGGGGGAACGCAAUUGAUGUCUUGCAUAAAGCAUCAGACAGUGACUUGUCGGCGUCGCAAGACCCUUUCCACAGGAUCGCUCUGCCCAAGCAGGCUGAUUGGUUCCUGGUGUUUUCAAGUAACGCUGUUGGUAGAUUGGACUUCCGAUCAAUAGCCAAACCGUCCUCGGUUUUCUCUGCACCGCAGCCUUCCUACCCUGUCACGUCUGUUGAAGCGUCACGCUCAGAUCACCUGAUAUGCAUCACUACCUCAAAGGAUAUAUUAUGGAUCGACGACAGAUUUACUCGAAAGCCAGUCCUGGGCUAUAAGCACAAACGCGAAUUUGACCGGUCGUUGUUCACGGUCACGACAGAGAGUCUGACCAGCCCUUUGACUCUACUGGCUUCUCGCAAGAACGAAUUCAUCACUGUGUAUGAUGUUUCUCGAGACCCUGCCGAUGGAUUGGUCUACUCGAACGCAUCCCCUUACUCUCCUUUCGCCACGAAUCGCUCGAAAGCACCUUAUGCAGGUGCUAAGCUGUUAGUAAAUUCUCAAGGCAGUAUGACGGAAUACAGCCUGGUACGAUUAUCUGAAAGGGGAGGUCUAGAUCGUACGGAUUUCCAGCAUUUCGAGGGAAACAUGUCAGCAGGCGACUUGCCGACAUCGAACGCUGAACAGUCAGCAGAUGUUCCUUCGAUGGGAGAUGAGGGCCGGUUGCGCCCGGACGUUGGUCCCCUAGGAGGACGUGAGUUUAGUCAAAUCGACUUGAGACCCGUCUAUGAAAGGUUGAUGAUCCAUGGGAUCGGCAAGGACCCUGAAGAGGAUCCCGAGGCUGUAUAUGAAAUCCUAGAGAAGAUGCCCACCUUCAAGCAGAACCUGGACGAGCCGGUGGACAAUGUCCUAACUAUGUUCGACAUAGCAUUUCGGUCCGGAGACGAACCAGAUGAAAUAUCCAGAUCGGACUUCCUCACCCAGAGCUCCCUCAAUUCUGCCCGCGGGUACCGGGCUUUGAUGCUGGGGCGGAUCCCGAAGUGUGCGUUGAUAAAACAAUUUCCUUGGCACAAAGACAUUACAUCCUUCCUUCGUCAUUUUGAUUGCGACGGAGAUCAUCCUGAAGAGACAGUCGAACAGCUGCGUCGCUACGAUCUGGCAUCGCCGCCGGAGCGUGCUGGUCCAUCGUACCGACUGGAAGCAGAGGCUCGCGAACGACUCACGCUUGAUCUGGCAUUAUCGUCGGAUGUCUUCUCCGUUAACUCAUUUCGUAAACCGUCCGCGUCGGAUCUCGACGACGCCUUCGAGACUAUGUCCCGUGCGACGGAAAACAUGUCCUUGUCCGUGUCCGAGCCUCCUCCUGUCCAUUUUGGGUAUCUUCGGCCGGCAAUGAAGGACGCAAAGAAUCAUUACCCCAUGGUAGAUGGAAAGGAGCAGCCUCCAAUGCGCGGAGCUUCAAUGGAGAUGCCUCUCGGUGCCCGCCUCUUGCUGCAGGAAUGGGAUGUGGAUGGAGAUCCGGACAGCUAUGUUUAUCAAGAUCCGUAUGACACGGCUGGGUCUACGCCAACAAUUACUCCUUUUCGAAGCAAGCCGGCUGCUGAAGCGAGCCGAAAUUCUUCUCGCCCGGAGAGGGAGACACAGAGGCCGCCUGUGAUCGUUGCAGCUCGAACACUUGCUCCUCCUGUGCCCUCUUUGCAGACCGUACCCAGGCCCGCGGCAGUUCAAUCUCAGGAGCCCAUGGCAGGAGGACGCACGGGCGCUACGACGCAGUUAACUCCUGCAAACUCCCAAUCUCAGGACAUGUUCAUGACGAACACUCAGAUUCUUCCUGGACCGUUUGGCGGUCGUGUGCCUGUAGGCAAAAAGAAGGCAGCGAAGAAGCGAAUGGGUGGAUUCUAA
Molecule: messenger RNA, 2737 nt
Organism: Gloeophyllum trabeum ATCC 11539
Lineage: Eukaryota; Fungi; Basidiomycota; Agaricomycetes; Gloeophyllales; Gloeophyllaceae
Exons: 10
Coding region: 254-2737 (827 amino acids)
Biological process (GO): nucleolar large rRNA transcription by RNA polymerase I
Cellular component (GO): RNA polymerase I core factor complex
Molecular function (GO): RNA polymerase I transcription regulatory region sequence-specific DNA binding; RNA polymerase I general transcription initiation factor binding
Source: RefSeq, a predicted model, not a curated record